Molecule: messenger RNA, 132 nt
Organism: Entrophospora sp. SA101
Lineage: Eukaryota; Fungi; Glomeromycota; Glomeromycetes; Entrophosporales; Entrophosporaceae
Source: the annotation of a GenBank genome assembly
UCUGGGUAUUCGACACUUGAUUAUGGUGUUUUGCUUAUUGAAAAAUUGUUAAAUCCUUAUAAAGCACAAGUAAUUACUGGAGACAGUUUACUUGCCUUAUGGUGGCAUCGAUUUGAGAACAAUACAAUUUAG